GCGGGCCGGCUGCAACGUCAGACCCCCGCCCCUCGGCGCCGGCCGGACCCAGCUCCAUCCCCAGCUCCACCUCCCUCAGUGGGCAGCCGGCCGGAACCCACGAAUCAGAGCAGCCGACACAUCGCCCGCUCACCCAAUCGCAGCAGUUGUGUGAUCCCGCCACCGCCCCGGACCCUGGAGGUCCGCGCUGAGGCGGCGACCGCGGGAGUCGCUGCUGAGGCGGCCUCGGGUGCGGGUCGGAACGGCGCUCUUCUGCGGGGCCGGUCCGGGCUGGCAGCUGCUGGCGCCUGGCGGUGAGGGCGGGCUCGCGAGUGGCCCCCCACCGAAGGCGGUGGGACUAGCGGCUGAGGCCAGGAUGCCGUCCAGGCGGCGCGGCGGCUCCUCUCUCAUCCCAGACGUUGGUUAUCUUUCUGAAGUAGACUCUCCAUGGCCUGAACAUUUUCCGAAAAUCAUUUUGAGCAAAAUAUCUGUUUAAUAACAAGAUAACCACAUCAAGAUGGUUGGAAAGCUGAAGCAGAACUUACUAUUGGCAUGUCUGGUGAUUAGUUCUGUGACUGUGUUUUACUUGGGCCAACAUGCCAUGGAAUGCCAUCACCGGAUAGAGGAACGUAGCCAGCCAGUCAAAUUGGAGAGCACAAGGACCACUGUGAGAACUGGCCUGGACCUCAAAGCCAACAAAACCUUUGCCUAUCACAAAGAUAUGCCUUUAAUAUUUAUUGGAGGUGUGCCUCGGAGUGGAACCACACUCAUGAGGGCCAUGCUGGAUGCACAUCCUGACAUUCGCUGUGGAGAGGAAACCAGGGUCAUUCCCCGAAUCCUGGCCCUGAAGCAGAUGUGGUCACGGUCAAGUAAAGAGAAGAUCCGCCUGGAUGAGGCUGGUGUUACUGAUGAAGUGCUGGAUUCUGCCAUGCAAGCCUUCUUACUAGAAAUCAUUGUUAAGCAUGGGGAGCCAGCCCCUUAUUUAUGUAAUAAAGAUCCUUUUGCCCUGAAAUCUUUAACUUACCUUGCUAGGUUAUUCCCCAAUGCCAAAUUUCUCCUGAUGGUCCGAGACGGCCGGGCAUCAGUACAUUCGAUGAUUUCUCGAAAAGUUACUAUAGCUGGAUUUGACCUGAACAGCUAUAGGGACUGUUUGACCAAGUGGAAUCGUGCUAUAGAGACCAUGUAUAACCAGUGUAUGGAGGUUGGUUAUAAAAAGUGCAUGUUGGUUCACUAUGAACAACUUGUCUUACAUCCUGAACGAUGGAUGAGAACACUCUUAAAGUUCCUUCAGAUUCCAUGGAACCAUUCGGUGUUGCACCAUGAAGAGAUGAUUGGGAAAGCUGGGGGAGUGUCUCUGUCAAAAGUGGAGAGAUCUACAGACCAAGUCAUCAAGCCGGUCAAUGUAGCAGCUCUAUCCAAAUGGGUUGGGAAGAUACCGCCAGAUGUUUUACAAGACAUGGCAGUGAUUGCUCCUAUGCUUGCCAAACUUGGAUAUGACCCGUAUGCCAACCCACCUAACUAUGGAAAACCUGAUCCCAAAAUUCUUGAAAACACUCGAAGGGUCUAUAAGGGAGAAUUCCAACUACCUGACUUUCUUAAAGAAAAACCACAGACUGAGCAAGUGGAGUAGCAGGACCAGGAGCCUCUUCCAUACAUGAGGAAAGACUGCUGCCUUUUCAACGGAAGGGAAAUUCCUAGGACUGGCUGUCCCCUGCCAAACUCGGUGGAGCGUCUGCACCUUGGCUAUGUCUCCUCUGCUUUUGCCAGUUUCCUCCCACUGAGAGGAUGGAGGUGUCCGCACAGCUUUGGGUCUCAUGAGGGAUCUGCCUCCUGAGCAAAGAGCUCUUGAUCCUGAUUCCAUGCACAGCCCUGCGGUAAGGAGCCCAGAAGAAACGUGUUUCCUGUUAAAACUGCUCUUGUCCUCUUUUCUUACCAGAUUAUGAAGUUUGUGUUCAAGGAGAGGGUUUAAAAAUGGGAUCCUGUAAGCAGACUUGGGCAGUCUCCUUUUGAAAUAGGUUGUCUGUACAUGUUCUAAUGUUUUGUAGAACACGUGUGCCUGUUUAAGUGUAUUGAUGUGAAUAAUAUUAAAUAAUUAUUUAAUUCAAUGUAUUGUUUCUGAGAAGUUGGGAAAUUAUCAUUAUACAUUUACAACGUAAUGACUUUUGUAUUUUAUUUUUCAAAAUAAAAGCUUUCAAUGUGAAGCA
Messenger RNA from Mandrillus leucophaeus (drill), 2183 nucleotides. It is a transcript of the gene TPST1, whose product is annotated as tyrosylprotein sulfotransferase 1. The transcript has 6 exons. The coding region runs from base 497 to 1609 and encodes 370 amino acids. Gene Ontology annotation, cellular component: Golgi apparatus. Gene Ontology annotation, biological process: peptidyl-tyrosine sulfation. Lineage: Eukaryota; Metazoa; Chordata; Mammalia; Primates; Cercopithecidae. The record is from RefSeq and is a predicted model, not a curated record. Gene Ontology annotation, molecular function: protein-tyrosine sulfotransferase activity.